CCUAACUUGUCGCGGUCAGUUCAGUUCUUCAAGGCCAGUGUCCGGUUUUCUUAGUUUAGAAGUUACUGACUUAAGCUAUUGACGUCAAUGGAAAUGCAAUGAUUGACGAUGUAUAGUGAAUUCAGUAGCAACCCGGGAUCUUCUUCACAAACUACUGCUGUCAUCCAGGUUUUUGAAGAUAUCUCCUCGAAGAUACUUAAAAUACGUCUACUGGCAAAUGAGUUGGAAACGCUGAACAAAAGCAUAAGCAUAACAGGAAAUUCAAAGGCUCAAUCCGACCUUCUGUAUGCUUUUUGUUUUUUAAAUGUCUGUUGUAGUAAUAAAAGAGAAAAAGAUGCCCUGGAGCUAGUUGACGAUACCAAAAAUGUGUUCAUUAACCUUUCAAAGCAGCCUUUAUCGGAUCAGAUAACGAAAAUUCAUGUUGAGAAGCUCAAAGUUGACUUUCAGCGUGUGCUUCAUCGGUUUCAAAGAACUCAAGCUGAAAUCAAAAGGCGACUGCUUACUGAAAGUCGUCCAACUUCCUCAAUUGUUGGAGAUUUGAUUAAUUUGGAUUCAAGUGAUACUGAUGCAGGCCAGUUUAUUCAAGCACAAAUCUGCACCUCCCAAGAUUAUGAAGUUCAGGAAUUGGGACUAGCGUUAAAUCAGGAGGAUCAAAUGCGUUCUAUAGAGGAAGAUAUUGUGAAUGUAAAUGCAAUUUUUCAUCAACUUUCUGAAUUAGUAUAUGAACAACGCAGUGCUAUUGAUUCAAUUGAAGACAACAUCGAAGUAGCAUUAGCUAAUGAACAGUCUGGUCAUUCAGAGCUAGCAAAAGCUGCUAAUAGACGACAAAGAUCUCGAAGAUGUUGUUGCAUAUUCGUAGCUGUUUUAAUUGUGGCUAUUUUAAUUGUGAUAAUUAUCUUGGUGAUUGAAUAUCCUCCAAAGCGAACCCAGUAAUAAAAUACACCGUAUGGUUAUACAUAUAUCUAUCUAUCAGUAUCACGUAUAUUUUUUCUGUAUUAUAUAACUUACUAAGACAAUUGUUCUUUGUUAAGUCUUAUUCAUAAUCGUGUCAUCCGGUUCUAUUUAUUUAGUUUAUUUUAUAUACAUAGAUUUCUAUAUUAUUGACUAUAAUUCCUUUCCAAUAUCAUAUAAUUGAAUACUUUACAAAUAGCAAAAUCGAUAAAUAAUAUUCGAAAAACAGUUUUUUUCUUGUAAAAAAUCAUAUUUUUGUUUCAUUUUUAUUUUAUAAAUUAACGGAUAUAGAUGUUUUAUUCUUUUACACAUUCAUAGUAUAUCUUCUAUUUUUUAUUAUAUGUUUGUAUUUAUUUAGUACUCGUUUUCGUUUCCCCCCUCUCUCUCUCUCUUCCUCCCUCUUGUUUUAUUUCAACAUAUCUCCAUCUGAUUUUUUUUAUAAAGAAAAAAACUAUUUUCAACAAAAAAAAUUGAGAAAACUGAAAACAAUUAACAGAACUAACUGGAAUAAUAAUUUAUCAUUAAUAUUUAAUAAAAUAAAAAGAGAAUAAAUGGAAUAUCAUUUUAAAUGAUAAAAUAAAUAUACAUAUGUAUAAUUUCUUUUUAGUGUUGUUUUUCUUUCUUUUUUUCCUCUUUUUUUUGUUUCUCAUUCUGUCAAAAAUAUCUUGUAUCGAAUUCUAAUUUAUAAAUACAACAAUAAAGACAACAGUAAUAGUAAUUAUUAUUAAUAAUAAUGGUAAUAAUAAUGAGGAUAAUUUGUAAACAAUAAUAGUUAUUUUCAUGAUUAUUGUCAUCAUCAUUACCAUCAAUAAAAUCAUUAUGGUUAUUUUUUUUUAAAAAAAA
Messenger RNA from Schistosoma guineensis, 1794 nucleotides. The record is from the annotation of a GenBank genome assembly. Lineage: Eukaryota; Metazoa; Platyhelminthes; Trematoda; Strigeidida; Schistosomatidae.